AUGGAGCCAUCAUUGAAGUUCAGCCCGCCACACUUCACCUUAUUCAAGGGAGAUGCAGAUCUUGAUAGGCACUUGAUGCAUUACCGAAGUGUCAUGAUACUCUAUGCCAACGAUGACGUUCUCAUGUGCAAGAUCUUCGCCAUGAUGCUCCAAGGUGAGGCACAAGACUGGUUCCACACCCUGCCGUCAUGUUUAAUCCAGAACUUCAACGAACUUUCCUUGGUUUGCAUUAAGGAAUAUUCGUCCUACCGCUUGAUAAAAAAGAAGUCUGACCACCUCUUCAACAUGAAGAAGAACCCGAAGGAGUCGCUCUGCACAUAUGUUAAUAGAUUCAAGGCAGAGAAGGAAAAGAUCGUCGGAUGCGAUGAUAGCAUCGCAUGUUCAGCUUUCAGAAAUGGUCUUCUAGCAGAUCACCAGUUUUUCAGAGAAUUACUUAUGGGCGAUAACCUGUCCUUGGCAAACUCUUAUGCUUUGGCAGAAAAUCACUCUUUCUGGGAUGAGGAAAAGCGCUAUCAGAAGCUGCCCGAGCAACCGCACAGAGCCGUGGAAUCAACUCAGAAUAAGGCGAGCGAUAAACUGCUCAACAUCAAAAGCAAGCCAGAAAAUAAAUGCAGGGACCAAUCCCCAUCAAAGGGAGGCAUAGCGCCCAAGACGUACACCAGGUUCUCAACCUCGAUCAACCAAAUCCUUCAGGACCUCAAGGACUAG
Messenger RNA from Malus domestica (apple), 708 nucleotides. The record is from RefSeq and is a predicted model, not a curated record. NCBI's taxonomy places the organism in Eukaryota, Viridiplantae, Streptophyta, Magnoliopsida, Rosales, Rosaceae.